CUGUACCGGAGCCUAGGAAGUGACGUCACAACAUGUCUGACCUAAGAGUCUUGUGAUCACUUGUUUCUAUAUAAACAGUGUUUUGAUUCAUACCCACGUUUAGUUCAGGUGACAUUUGGAUUUAUCUGUCGUUGAAAGUUAACUGUAAACUUUCGCCAUGUUCAAGAGCGGGCCUAAUUACACUAAACUCAAAACCAACCUGAGACUGGUGAUAAACCGUCUGAAGUUGUUAGAAAAGAAAAAGACGGAAAUAGCUUUGAAAUCAAGAAAGGAAAUCGCCGACUAUAUUACAGCUGGUAAGGAAGAUCGAGCCAGAAUCAGGGUGGAACACAUCAUUCGAGAAGAUUAUCUGGUAGAAGCUAUGGAGCUGUUGGAGAUGUACUGUGACUUGCUGUUGGCACGGUUUGGACUGAUUCAGACACAAAAAGAACUUGAUCCUGGAUUAGAGGAAUCUAUUGCAAGCAUAUUAUGGGCAACACCCAGACUCCAAGCCGAUGUCCAAGAACUGAAAGCAGUUGCCGAUGAAUUUACUUCCAAAUAUGGAAAAGAAUUUGGCAUGGCAUGUCGAUCAAAUUCUCUGAACAAUGUCAGUGAGAAAGUGAUGCACAAACUCAGUGUUCAAGCACCACCCAAAACUUUGGUGGAAAGAUAUAUGGCUGAGAUUGCAAGGUCUUACAAUGUCCCCUUUGAACCGGAUGCAUCAGUCAUGGCAUGUGAUGAGAUACUGUUGGCAGAGAACAUGCUGAUAGAUUUUGGAAAUGAAGACAGGAAAGGCAGGGGAGGAGGAUCCGGCCCAAGUGGAGGUAUGGGGGCACUUCAACCUGCACCCGCUGCCUCAUCAGCUCCUUACCCAGCCAACAACUUCUCCUACCCCCCACAGCAACCUUACCCCGCUGGUAAAGUCCCCCCUGCACUGCCUGAUGCACCCCCUGCUGGUAACCCCAGUAUGUCGCCACCCCCAUCAUACAACACCCCUGGCUACCCAGAGCCAAGUGGGGCCUACCCCCCAUACCCUAGUCAGGACCAGAUUUAUGACAACAACGUCAAGCCAGCCAUGCCCCCCAACCCGGGUUUUAAUAUCCCCGAUCUGCCCGCUGUGCCCACCAAUACCCUGCCUGACCUGGGUAACACGGUCGGGUCCGGAACGGCUGGAGGAGAGGAUGUCGACUUCGAUGACCUAACCAAGAGGUUUGAAGCCCUUAAGAAGAAGAAAUAGUGCCACUGUCAGUCAGUUUCUCUUCAUUGAACAGCGUGUAUAAUUCCCAUGUCGAGAUCUAUAGCAGUAUGUGUCAUUUUUAUUCAUCUGUUUGUAACUCACAUCUAGAAAACAUGAUGAUUAAGCUAUUGAUGUAUCAACUGGACAGUACAGAAAGCUAUGUAUUAUUUUUCACUACUGCUAGACAAUCCUGUUACAGUCAUUUUGGCCCCUGUUGAAGAUAUUACCGUUAUUUGUAUUGAUACAAAUGUAUGUAUGUCAGUCAUUGGAUAGUCAUAGUUCUCUUGUCUGAAGUUGAGUUAAUUUGAUCUUUGUGGAUAAUUUAGAACUGUUAAGUGUUUAUAAGAGAAUAUGAAUUUGAGAAAGGAAUAUGUGGGCCCACUUUUUGUUACCCUUUUCACAAUAACUAAACCAUGUACUUCAUGUACAUUGUAUCAAUUAGCAUGGUAAGAAAUAUACAAUUUUUUAUCCUAUAUCAGAUGUCAAUAUUGAAGUGAACAUGUAAUGUUCAUGUCUGAUCUAUUCAUCUUUACAUGGUUAUAUGCCAUUAUGUAUAUAUGCUGAUUUGUAUAUACAAAUAUUCAAACAUUAAACCUUUUAAGCCCCUUUUUGUCGUUCAUUAUUUUCUCACCAAGAUGAUCCACAAAUUGGCUGUUUCUGAUCAGUAUGUGCUUCUUGUCCCCAUUAUGGAAGAUUACCAUGUUGUACCUAAAAAGGCCUUUAUGAAUUGGUUGGAAGUUUUAUGUUCAAUCCGCCUCACUUUAAACACCCCUGCCUCAGUAGAUCAGAUGAACCACAUGACUUGUCAUUCGUCGUCAUGCAGAUUUCCUCCAUCAGCAAGGUGGCAAGUCCCAGAAUAGCAGUUCUCUCCAAGGGGAAGUAGGGCUUGAUGAAGUGUGUGCUUCAUGCCAGACGUACCGGUUAUCUGAAAGAUGAUAGGGGGUAGUUGAUUCAUUGUGGCCUUAUAUUAUGGAUCUGAUGACAAUGAGAAAACAUAUGUUUGUUCCACUUAAAAGCAUUCAAUACUGAUACAGUGAUUUUGAUAUUUCAUAGGAACAUACCUGUGAGUGAGUAUGGUUUUUAUGCCGCUUUUAGCAAUAUUCCAGCAAUAUCACGGCGGGGGACACCAGAAAUGGGUUUUACACAUUGUACCCAUGUCGGGAAUCGAACCCGGGUCUUCUGCGAGACGAGUGAACGCUUUAUCCACUAGGCUACCCAACCGCCCCGUACUGUAUAAACAGACUAAGAAUUUAUUUUUUUCAAAGACUAAUCCAGAAGACCAGUGUAGACCUAAUUACACUGGUCCUCCGACUUUGUAGUGAGUUCUACUUGAACAAGACAAAUAAGUUUUCUAUGUUUACAUUUUCAGCCUGUUUUAUUCAGUUGUAAUUUGUAGCAAAAUGGAAACCUUGACAACUGGUUCAGAACUAUAGACCUCAAAUGCUACCAGUCAAUGAGGACAGCCUUCAUUGGAUUCUUAUUUGUUUAUUGUUAUUCUUAUUUGCAAUUUGUUUGAUGUUAGAGUAAGGUCAGGAUAUGUUGAUUUAAUAACUUUGCCUUAUAGGUUUGGUUUUGUAUAUCACAUUGUGAAAGUCAGGUGACUUGGCACUGAUGCUAACCAUAAGUUACAAGAGGUGUAUGGAUGCUUCAGCUUUGUGAAAUUGUUUCGCUGUGAAUUCUUCGUGUUGUGACACCUGACUUCUGAUUUGAUACCUGUUCCCGAAAGCCCCUUUUUUAUAAUUCUAUGUGCAUUGCAAUUUAAUGUUUCAUAAUAAUAACCACUUUUAAUAAAAAUCAA
Messenger RNA from Haliotis rufescens (red abalone), 3014 nucleotides. Its product is annotated as IST1 homolog. NCBI's taxonomy places the organism in Eukaryota, Metazoa, Mollusca, Gastropoda, Lepetellida, Haliotidae. The record is from RefSeq and is a predicted model, not a curated record. The coding region runs from base 158 to 1216 and encodes 352 amino acids. Gene Ontology annotation, biological process: protein transport. The transcript is spliced from 3 exons.